Polyodon spathula (Mississippi paddlefish) is the source of this 4456-nucleotide messenger RNA. RefSeq names its product trace amine-associated receptor 13c-like. Gene Ontology annotation, molecular function: neurotransmitter receptor activity; G protein-coupled serotonin receptor activity. Lineage: Eukaryota; Metazoa; Chordata; Actinopteri; Acipenseriformes; Polyodontidae. The transcript is spliced from 3 exons. Gene Ontology annotation, biological process: G protein-coupled receptor signaling pathway, coupled to cyclic nucleotide second messenger; chemical synaptic transmission. The record is from RefSeq and is a predicted model, not a curated record. Bases 1787 to 2941 code for a protein of 384 amino acids. Gene Ontology annotation, cellular component: membrane; dendrite.
UCUUUCCACUGGUACAAACUCUUCCAAAGUUUUUGAUUUCCUAUUUGCACGUUUUCACUUCUUUACUACCUUGCUAUUCUGUUACUCUUACAUUAUUACUGUUAGUACAUUUUGUAACCACCCCAAAACAUUUGUAUACCUUGUUGUACUCGCCUCCUGUCCAUUCUACUUCACCAGUCAGCAGUUUCAAAGGCAGGCUCCUGAGCUAAUUUCAUCCAUUGAUCAUUUUCUGUUGAAUUGCCACACUGUAGCAAGAGGUCAUUUCAAUAUUGUUCUUCAUAAAUAUGGAAAAAAAACUGUUUUAAACCAUAUUGGGCACUAAAAACAAGUGGACAACUCAAAAUGCAGUGCAAGCUAAUAUAAAUGUUUUGAGCAUGCAAGAAAAAAAAAAAAAAACAGGUCAAACUUUAGUUCCCUAAUUUCAUGCUGUUUUCUUAAAUAACUCCUUCUCUCAGUAGGCUGAAUUGAUUACAGCCAGACAGCACUUAGAAUAUUUUCUGAGAAACUGUUUCUCUUGCAUUGCAAUGCACUGUAUGUAUAUAGUCAGCUUGAAUUUGAUCUUCUUGACAGUCUGUAUUUCAAUUCUAUGUGGCUAAAUGGCUAAACCUGUUUAAUCCUUUUUUGUCGCAAUCAGGUUGUUUAAAAUGUUGAUUUUUCUAGUAGCACUGGAAGCAAAACCUUAAUUUAAAGGGACUGUAAAAGAAUACAUCCCCUACCGAAGCAACUGUUUAAACAGAUCAAAGGCUAGAUUUAAUCAGAGUGCACAGCACUGCUUUGUGACCUGUGUUGCCUCCCUUUUUCUCAUGAUGCUUUCGACAGCAGCUCUCUUUAUAGCACAGACGUAUUUUCCCGAAAAAAACCCAUCUGAUCAUUGAAUUGUUCUUAUAAGCUGACAUCAAUUUUGUUUUUAGUUAUAGAGUUACUCUAUUGUAACUUCUAGUGUAUAUUGGCUACUGGGUUAUUGUAUAAACAUGCCAUUAUAUUUUAACUGUUUUCAUUGGACAAAUGUUUUGUAGGUUUGAUCUUUACAGUAGUAUUACUUUGUACGGUCACGUCUUCAGUAUAAUUGGUACCUUUUCCUGUGUAAAUGAUCAAAUAAACACAACUGCAAAGUAAUAAGGUUGUGAAGAAAAGGGUUCUGUGCUCUUAAAUCAAAUUCCCCUGGUUUUGCAAUUGUUCUUGUAACAGGUGCUAUGUUUACUGUUCCCUGAAUGAGAUAAGGUGUUCAAACAGAGGGCUUUACCAGUAAACAAAAAGGAUGUUAUACAAUGUGUGGCAUUGCAACAAAAUAAUAAACCAACAGUAUCUGUCCAAUUUGUAUACCCAAGUCUGGGUAUAUUACACUGCAGUGUCACUGCUGUUUUCAUAGGAAAUGUGCUAACCAGCCCUCUACUGUAUUCCUGGUAAAACAGAACAGUACAGUACUUUAUGUUAUCCCUUUGCUGUAGUGUCCAAUAUGUUAGAGAAAAUGGGCAUUCAGUAGGUAUGGGAACAUAUCUGGGGCAGUAAAGAGUUAUGUAUUUACUGUAUUAGGAAAACUAAGGGUUUUAUUUCAUCAACCUAUACCCUGUUAUAGAUUUUUUUUAAACCAUUUUACAAUACAAGGAAAUCAUCUUUGAUGGCACCAAACUGUGAUUACCCCUAGGCAAGAGCACUUGAGGGACGUCCUGCGCACUGGGAAUCAGACCCCUGGACCCCCCUAUCCUAAGGGAGCCUCCCACCCCCACCCCAGCAGAGAGUGAGGAAGGAAGGAAGAGAGAGAGACAGGAUCACCACCGCGUCUGUGAUGCCAACCCUCCUCAGUAACCUGACUGAGGGGUCUGGGUGGCUGGUUGACCCCACAGGGGACCCCAGCUUCACAGCAACAGUCCAGACUGGGGUCCCCCUGGCCCCGAUCUGCACGUUGUGCUGCUGUGGCCUGCUAAACCACACUCUGGCCGUAGUCUUCAUGAUCAGCCUGGCGUUCGCCAUCGUCUUCGGCAACGUUAUCAUGCUCACCGUCUUCCUACAGACUCGCCGAUUCCGCACACCGCAAGGAUACCUCAAAAUGUCUCUGGCGCUGGCAGACAUGAUGGUUGGAGUGCUGGUGGCUCCCUUCUCCAUCUACACAGAGAUCACACUGAUGUUGACCAGCUCUCCGCCGGCGUGGUACCAGGGGAGUAAGGGGGUCUCCUCAGGUGGCCUGUGGGGGCCCUGGCAGCCCUGCAAACUGAUUGGGCCUGUGUUUGCUGGUUGCACCUUUGUAUCCAUCAGCACCAUCUUUCUGAUGACUGUGGAGCGCAGUGUGGCCAUACUCAAGCCGUUGCACAAGGACGCUGUGGUAACACGCCACCGCACCCUGCUCCUCAUCACCCUCUCCUGGGCGACCAGCUUCCUGCUGGCCGUGGCCCCUCUGAUCCUCAGUGACGCCUUCACCCUGGAAUACAACGCGUGCAGCCGAAUGUGCAACUACGCCCCCUUGUGGAGAGAUGGGCCGCCACCACCAAAUGGGAAUCUCAUGCUGCUCUUCUCAGCGUUUGACUUCACCUUGCUGGGGGGAACCCUAGUGGUCAACAUCCUUUCUUUCUCCAGCAUCAGACAGUACUCCCGCAAGCGCAAGUUGCUUGCGGAAGGGGGCUCAGGGGGGGACAUUCACAACAGAUGCAUGCACAGACCCUCGUUCUCGGACAUCAAAGCAGCCAAGACAAUUGGCAUCUUGACAUUUGCUUUCACGGCCUCCUUUACCCCCAUCGCCGCAUUCGUGUUAGGCAACGUGGUGGGAUACCAGUGGUGCAACUUCUCCUUCUUUGCCUUCUGGAUCCUGACCUCAAACAGCUGCUGCAACGUCAUCAUCUACAGCGUGCGGGACCAGCGAUUCCGCAAAGGCGUGACGCUGCUCUUCCGCAGAGGCCCUGCACCUCCCCCUGGUGGAGUAGAGUUGAAACUCCCAGGGGGCUUUUGAGGGCUGCCUGCAACAAGUAUUCAGGGGUAGGAUGUACUAAAGUGUUUUGUCUGUCGUAAUAGUCACAAACCACUUGUAAACGAGUCGGAAGUGUAGCGUGAAAUGUACUAAACAAGCGCAGGGCUGUUAGCGACUUUUUAGGGAAUGCUUUGCGGCAGCAGCUUUUCUUUCAGCCUAAGAUGAAAAUGUAGUUCCUGCAUAAAUUUGCAGGGUGGAGAUGAGGGUUCUCAGACAUUAUGAGAUGGCAAUUACACUUACAACUGCAUCAAUUUGUUAAGCACUUUUGAAAGCAUGUUUUAAAAAGUCGCAAUUAGCAAUUAGCAAAACAAUCUGAUAGUGGUUUUCAGGUUAAGAUUAGGUUGGGGGUAACACUGUGAUUUAAGGUUAGGGUUAGCUUUGUGUGUAGAUGCUCCAGGAAGCAUGGAUGUUCCUGGCGCAUUUGGAUACAUAUACAACAUGCAAGUGGGGUGGAUAUGGGGGACUUAACAUUUAAAGUACAAGAAGAGUAAAAGGAAUCAAUGUUUACAGGGCCUUUUCCCAUGUAUACGCUGUCAUUACACAGUUACUAAAACUACAUAUGUGUAAAUAAUAAUUUAAUUAGAAAAACUUCUAUGUUGACUAUGUAUUAAGAAUACCAAUAUAUUUGCUGAUGGGCAACCAAAUCAAUCAAGGGGCUACGAUGUACUGAGUUUGGCCCUUAAAGUUAUUUUUAAUAUAAUUGUUUUCACAAGUCAGCAAAUUUAACUGAUGAGCAACAAAUUGGGUUUUCUAAAAUUGAAACAUAUAUGAUUUUGUGGGUGAACUGCAGUUUGUCUUGUUCAUAAUGAUUUGUGAGUAGUCAAUCACAGCAAUGACAGUGUACCAUUUUCUGACAUUACACGGGUCAAGCUUUGGCACGCAUACCACAUUCUGUUGAUGUACCACUUUGUGGCUCUACACUGAAACCAAGUUUUGAACCUGCAAGGUCACAAUCUCAUGACCCCCCUGCACUCUACAUGGCUGUGCCUUUACUGAGUCAGCCACAGCGGACCCAUUCUAUUUGUAGUUCUUUAAGUGGCUGUGUCUUUACUAAGUGAGCCACAGCGGACCCAUUCUAUUUGUAGUUCUAGUUUGUAGAAUCAUAUCAAUCAAAAAAAAUGAAAUACCUGUGAAAGUAUCAUGUUCUACACAAUUCAUUGAUACCCAUUUAUUGAAGCUCAGUUCCAUAUUAAUAAUCAGCAGCUUGUGUGUAUCUCCCCUGGUAGACUACCAUUGUGAUUGCCAGCCCAUAUUCCAUUUGCAAUGUUUAUUUCAGUAUAUACAUUGAUGUUGCUCCAACCAAUAUUUAAGACAUUUAAGGCUAAUACAACCUCAAGUCUGUAUCUUUAUAAAGUUAGGAUUGUUGCUGCCAAUGCAUAUUGUUUCAAAAUAUUUGUAUUAAUGCAGCUGUAUGUAUUUCAUUUAAAUGUACUGUCACCAAUCAACUGGGACCUUGCAAAGUGACUCUGCUACCUCUUCACCUCCAAACAUUUCUGU